Messenger RNA from Amoebophrya sp. A120, 3438 nucleotides. Lineage: Eukaryota; Dinophyceae; Syndiniales; Amoebophryaceae. The record is from the annotation of a GenBank genome assembly.
GGAUCUGGAGGAGCGGAAAGUUUUGUCGCGGUUGUACGACGGGCUAGCGGAAUAUGAAAGUGCACAACUCCCCCUCUCCCUCAUUUGUAUUGCAUGAACAGCAAUACAAGGGUCAGCAAGAAUACAGGCUUAACAAAUUUGGACAGGAGUGUAGGGCUAUUUGGGCUUCCAGAGCUUGUCAUGCAAACAGUGCCAAAAGCCAAGGCGUAAAUUAGGUAUUUUGCAUGACAAACGACGGGGAGGGGAGUUGUGCAGUUUUAUACGGAAGCGAUCGUGAAUGCGGAUAGGAAAACUCCGGGCAUUUUUGCGACAAAUAAGCAACAGCAAAAUGAGUAUGCGACCUCCACUGCUCUCGAUCUUUCGUCGGCUCCUUGCAAGAGAAAAGAAGUAGGCAAGAGAACAACUUCUGGGACCAGAACAGCAGGAGUUCCUGCCCCGAGGAUGAAAUCUUCCGAAAACAGAAACGCGGGGGUCGACGACCGUGGUGCCCACAGCGAGAGUAGUGACUUCGGGGUGGAUCACGUUGACACAAUCGACGAAGAAAGCUGCGAAGGUCUUGCAAGCGGUUGUUCGCACGAGGAUGGCAACGCAGGUGAGGAGCAAGACAGAUCACACGAUCCGGACAUGAUCUUCAGAGAUGAAGUAAAAAAAGGGCAGGACGUGCUGAACUCGUGGCUCGGGGACUUCGCGCUGCCCAUCGACUAUUACAAUGAAAAAUGCCCCCACCCCAGAACUUGGCGCAUUUGUGUUGCAAACCUUUCCAAUGGAAACACUCCCUGUGUUGCAUGUAUCAGCAUCACAAAUUUUCCAUGCUGAAUACUAGCUCAAAUUUGUGUUGCACAGGAGCCCAGCAGCAGCCAGAUCUGUUAUGCAAAAGCUACCGUGCGUGCCUAGAUUCCACAUCACAAAGGCUCCUAGUCCUUUCAUGCAAGACAAAAAGCUUUCAUUUGGAAACUUUGCAUAAGAAACUUUUUCAAAUUCCGGGGGGGCAUUUUUCAUUGUAAUAUCGACCCGCGGGCAUUCGACCAGUGCCUAAAGGAGAAUUUUGCGGCGCAAGUCCAUCAUCAGCGCCGCGGCGCGGUGGCCAGCACUUCGGAUCGUCCCGGGGCGGAGAACGCGAGGUGUUUAUUUUCUGGCGCGAAUCAGUACAGCCACCCGUCCAGGAAUUUGCUGCUGCUGCCCAACGUCGUGCGCAUUCUGGGGCGCAACGAGCGGAAAGAAGUAGAAGUGGCUGCUGGAGCAUCAAGACCUUCUUCGGCACAACGACAGGGCGGCGCAAAGCAGGAAGUUGUAGAUGAAUCUGCCAAUAACUACAACUUCGGCAACAUCACGAGCCGUAAAACGUCGGCUUUCCCCCUGUUGCAGGAGAAGCGACAGAAGCUGCGAGACGCCUUCCUUGCCUGCGGCGGCGCGCAGCAGCGGGGAGCGGCGGUGAUGCCGGCGGCAAAGCCCGGGGUGGUAAGGAGGAAAGAACCGGGUCUACGGGAAAACAAACUGUACGAAGAGUUGCGAAAAGCCGGGUCGUCGUCGUGUGUAGUGGUGGAAGGCGGAGAUGAUGAGACCACAAAGGCAACAUCAAACAAGGCACGCACUGGUGCACGCGUGCCAAGUACAAGAAACCAAGGAAUAAGGAUGAACAAAGAGAGCCGCAAUUCUGCCUACAACAGCAUCCCGGUCGCCGUGGACUCUGACAUCGUAGGACAGUCGUGGAGCAGUCUGACACGACCGAGGAAGACUACGCACGUAGCCGAGGCCAAGAACAGUACCAGCUCAAAGGUUCUUCUUGGAACGAAGGGCGGGAAAAGCGAGAAGGACGCCGACGCCGUUACAAGCAGCAAUAACGACUUACGCGGCGCGCCGUCGGCGCAAGACGGAUCUGACGGGGCCAAGAAGCGGGAAGUAACCGAAAAGGCAGGUCACGGUGGUUGUUCGCAGGAGUUAGAACAAAGGGCAGUUCGUCCUGCACCAAAUCUGACCUCCGCGCCAAGAACUUCAUCUUCGCGACCUCUUCCUCACACGAUCCACCUGAAUCGCGCAAGACCCUCCUCUGCGCCAUCGACCUGUUGGAUGCUGUGGGAUGAGCACGAACCAGGGCGAAGACUAGGGCGGAAGACCUGUGAGGGUGAAAGUGCAGUAAACGAGGAAAUAGAUGUAGAUGUGGUUGAAACUACUUCUAAAACUUCCGGUGUAAAACUCGCGGAGAGUAGAGACCUGCAGAGCCUGCUGUUCGUGCGUCGGAUUCCCUUGGACGUCGACUCGGGUAAUUGUAGAAGCAGUCAAGAACACCAUCACGCGGCAAGAACAUCUUCUGGCCGACGUUUCCACCGAGAGAGCACCACGGGGAACAACAACAUCUUCAGUAGAAAAGACAAUUCGCGGCCCUCUACCGCACCGAGUGGCGGUGAAAAGCUCUUCUUGCAGGUGGAUUUGUUUUCAUCCACGCUCGGCGGAGGACAAUCGAGUAGUUCCGGCAGGAAUGAUGGUGUUGAAAAAACUUCCGGCUCUUCUUGUGGUGCAACAACGUGUGAUGUUCCGCAUCAUGAUGAUCGGCCAGCUGCACCUCCUCUGGUACGCCUGCUGCCCUACAAAACCUCGGUCCUCCGCGGCUUCUCGCAGUGGAAUGACAAGUUGUGGACGCCUUUUUUCCCCAGCCAGAAAAGCAACCCGCUGCGACGGACGGAGGGGCUAGAAAUUCGUGCGGAGGAGCGGCCCUUCGUCGUGCCGCCAAACUCGCCGCGGGGAGAGGGAGAAGAAGCAUGCUUGGGAGGAGAUGCAACGGCGGGUGGAGCUAGCCCCGGGAACAAGAAGGAGACAGUCGAUGAGCUUGAGCAGCAGGAGAGAAAGCGGUACCCUUUGUCUCCGAUCGUUGUUUUGUGGCAAUGAAGGGGUGACGUGAUCAAGAAAGGAGACAGCACGAGGGGCGUGCGAUACUAGUUUUACUUUAUCUUGUAGUGGGCAAACAAAGUGAAAUUGUACGAUGUGAUGUAAAGAGUAUGUCCUGUACGAAGAAGUUUGUACAUACAGCCGCAUUCUUGAUCAUGAAGCACGGGCUAAAAGUACGAGAAUACUCAAGUAAAAGUAACAUUUACCAUGCGUUGUAAGAUGAAUUUAAGUGAUGCAAUCAGAAUCAGUGCAAUGCGUCGUUCAAGUCCCGAAGAAAGUACGAAUUACCUGCCUCAAGUGAGUGCAAGCAUGCAAGUGAUAUAACCGAGCAAAAUAGAGUGUAGAAUAGGCACCCACAUCGCAGACUGUGUGUCGGAAAAAUGCAAAUCUCGACAGAAUUUCAAAAGCACGACGAUGGGCUGAAAAAUUGUUUUUACUUUUGUUUCGUUUCGGCACCAGAUGCGCGGCUGCGGCUGCUCCGCGCAAUAUUAUCGUAUCGCACAACAUGCAUGCAAUUAUAUCACAGAGGAUGAAGAUCUUUCGCUGUUACAGACU